CGCGGGCCGACGGCGGCGCGCUUUACGGCGGCAGCGUGCGUGCGUGACGCUCGCCUGUGGCCUCAGUUCACACGUGGUACCUGCGGAGAACGAUUGUAUUCGGUGAUCUUGGUGCUACUGCUCGUCUCAUAUCUAUUAUGAAGCGGCCGAAGUUAAAGAAAGCAAGUAAACGCAUGACCUGCCAUAAGCGGUAUAAAAUCCAAAAAAAGGUUCGGGAGCACCAUCGAAAAUUGAGGAAGGAGGCUAAGAAACGAGGUCACAAGAAACGUAGGAAAGAGCUGGGAGUUCCAAACAGUGCUCCCUUUAAGGAAGCUCUUCUUCGGGAAGCUGAGCUAAGGAAACAGCGGCUUGAAGAACUAAAACAGCAGCAGAAACUUGACAGGCACAAGGAACAGGAAAAAAAAAGAAAACUUAAAACUAACCCUGUUGAGCCAUCUAAUGUGGAACCUGUGAAUGAGGAAUUUGAGCAAUGCAAAGCUAAGAACAAAGCCAAGCCUGGCAAACAGAAUCCGAAGAAGUUGUACUGUCAGGAACUUAAAAAGGUGAUUGAAGCCUCAGAUGUUGUGCUGGAAGUAUUGGAUGCCAGGGAUCCUCUUGGUUGUAGGUGUCCCCAGGUGGAAGAGGCCAUUGUCCUAAAUGGACAGAAAAAGCUGGUACUUGUAUUAAAUAAGUCAGAUUUGGUACCAAAGGAGAAUUUGGAAAACUGGCUGAAUUAUUUGAAGAGGGAAUUACCAACAGUUGUGUUCAGAGCCUCAACAAGUCUGAAGAACAAAGGGAAGAUAAUCAAGAAGAUGAGGAGAAAAGUUCCAUUCAAAAGUGAAGUCUGCGUUGGAAAAGAUGGCCUUCGGAAACUUCUUGCAGGUUUUCAAGAGAUUUAUGGCAAAGCUAUUCACGUUGGAGUAAUUGGUUUCCCAAAUGUGGGGAAAAGCAGUAUCAUCAAUAGCUUAAAACAAGAACGGAUAUGUAAUGUCGGUGUAUCCAUGGGGCUUACAAGGAGCAUGCAGGUUGUCCCCCUGGACAAACAAAUCACAAUAAUAGAUAGUCCAAGUUUCAUUGUGUCUCCACUUAACUCUCCCACCACACUUGCUCUGAGAAGUCCAGCAAGUAUUGAGGUACUAAAACCAGUGGAAGCUGCCAGCGCAAUCCUGUCCCAAGCUGAUACUCGGCAGGUAGUACUGAAAUUCACUGUCCCAGAUUUUAAGAACUCUUUAGAAUUUUUUACUUUGCUUGCUCAGAGAAGAGGACUGCACCAAAAAGGUGGAACCCCAAAUGUAGAAGGUGCUGCCAAAUUGCUGUGGUCGGAGUGGACAGGUGGCUCUUUAGGCUACUAUUGCCAUCCCCCUACAUCCUGGACUCUUUCUCGACAUUUUAAUGAAAACAUUGUGACAGACAUGAAAUGGGGCUUUAAUCUGGAAGAACUGGAAAAGAACAAUGCGCACAGUAUACAAGCCAUCAGAAGCCCUCAUUUAGCCAGUAGCAUCCUUUUCCAGUCCUCGGGUCUGACAAAUGGAAUAAUAGAGGAAAAGGACAUACCUGAAGAAUUGCCGAAACAGCAGCAAGGUGGAGAGGACUAUGAAAACAUCAACAAUGACCAGGAAAGUGUUGAUGAAGAAGCUGUUGAAAAGAGUUCAGACAUGUCCCCUCCAAAAGAGGCUUGGGAAGCACUGCCUGAGGAGGCUCAAGCAGAUGAACAGUCUGAGCAGUCUUAUAUCUUGGAUAGAGUGCCUGAAGAGGAAGAUGAUGCUUAUAACUUCACUACAGACUAUGUCUAAUCAAACUUUGUCCUGCUACGUUUUGUUUUUUUUUUCCAACAUUUUGAACAGUCUGCUAAACUGUUCUGUAUGUGUGAUAUACCAUUUGUUUCUGAUGUAAGCUGUGUAAAUUUUGUAAAUAUGUAUCAUCAUGAAAUAUAUAAUUUUCCUGGACACACAAAUAAACCAGGUACCUAUUGAGAAA
This is a messenger RNA of Phyllostomus hastatus (greater spear-nosed bat), 1956 nucleotides long. RefSeq names its product G protein nucleolar 3 (gene GNL3). Gene Ontology annotation, cellular component: nucleolus. Bases 138 to 1772 code for a protein of 544 amino acids. The transcript has 15 exons. The record is from RefSeq and is a predicted model, not a curated record. NCBI's taxonomy places the organism in Eukaryota, Metazoa, Chordata, Mammalia, Chiroptera, Phyllostomidae. Gene Ontology annotation, molecular function: GTP binding.